AUGGGGAUCCUCGAGUUGGCUAAAGACGGUCAGCAUACAGCCAACGAGGUGAUCAAGAAGGCUACGCAGACUGUCUACGAAUCCAGUUUUAAGAAGUUCUCUGAUUUUUGCAUCGCUAACGGCUACCCCGACCCUCGUCACGAGCGCCACCACGAACUACCCGUCAUUUUGGUAGCAUAUUUGCAAAGUAUCUCGGCUUCCAGUUCCAUUUCGCUACAAACAGCUGAGAAGGCGAGAUCUGCGGUCGCCAGUUACUAUUCUUCUCACCAAAACACCGACGGAACUGAUGUCAACACGUGGAGAGUUCAAGAAGACGAGUCUGGAAAAAAGCGUGGAUACGGAAAUCCUGCUCGAGAUCCGUUUGUGCGUCAAUUCAUGCGUGGGCUCAAGAAGAAGAAGGCAUCAGAGUAUGUACCAGCAAAAGCGGUUCCGAUAUCUUUGGAUAUGAUCACAGUUCUUCAUGCGUUCUUGGAGUCUCCGAUGGGAGUUAAGGGAUUCAGCGAAGAAAGUCGCGUGUGGUUCAAGGCUGUUUCAUCUUUCGCAUUCUAUGGCAUGUGUCGAAUCAAUGAAGUUUUGACUCUCCAGUGGAAGGACAUCACACUUCGCCAGACCCGCUGCAGUGUCGUUUCUCCGGAUGAGAUCAUUGAGUAUGGGACGUAUGCACUCUUCAAUCGUAAAACGGCCGUCGCUGAAGGACGCAUGUAUAAUUUGCACCACAUGCCCAAGGACGAGCUUGCAAUCAAUGCAUACCGGCACUUGUGCAACUGGGUCGACUAUGCAUCCGAACGUAAAGGACAUCAUUGGCGUGAUGAUGAUUACGUCUUCCCAGCGUUGAGCAACAUUAGCAAGAAGGUACUGAAGACAAACGACGCAGCUACAGGUUGUGAAAAGGUGGGCGUAGGCUGGGGAAAGAAGAUGUCGGAGCAGGUCUUCAUCAACCUGCUCAACUGCAUCGUUCGUGGCCUCAACAGAGACGGUAAAGAGAUCCCUGGCUACGUUUCCAAGCACUGGACCAACAGUUGGUUUACGUCGCAUACCUUUCGUCGUGCCGGCGCCCAAUACCGAUUCAUGUACGCACAGCCGGCUCGCCGCUGGUCCCUUCGAAUGAUCAAAUGGUGGGCCGGGUGGAACGUCUCCGAGUCAACCGAAACGUUGGUUCGGUACUUACUCGACGUCACGAUUCAAUCCGAAGAUAACGAACUUGCAGAUUGUUUGGCACCAGACAAGACUUAUUUGCAUGGCUGUCCAAGCGCCCCGUACGAAGCCGCCAAGAAUACGGAAGAAGGACCAGUUCUUAAACGCCUUCGACGCCUGGAAAAUCUGAUGUUGGAAAUGAAAGCGCAGAUCACUACACUAGCGGCUCCAUCCACACCAUCGCCUUCCGCCAGUGCCCAAGAUGACGCUGAGGACCAUACGGAGGAAGAGCUUGAACCGGCAAAAUCAUCCGUAAUUCCUGCAGUUCAGGACUGGGCCCACCUUUGCUUGAUGUGGUGGAUUCCUGACAAAUCGCUUCAUCUGUUCAAGCCGCUGUCAAAGUGGACACUUGCUGAACGUACAAAUGCUGGAUUGACAAGGAGCUGGUACAGCGUGGCAAAAUUGCUCGGUGAAGAUAUUGGUUUGUUCGCAAGCAUUCUUGGAGAAACCGAUCACUUGCUGUGGAAAAAGAACGUGAUCCCAGUGUACCGCAACUACUACACUAAGCACUACGUUGUGGUUGAAGACACUGAAACGCCGACUACGAUAACAAUCGCCAUGCUAGCAUCCUUCGUUAGAAAGGACCGCAAGAACCGUAUCGUACUUUUUGGUUAG
This is a messenger RNA of Phytophthora nicotianae INRA-310, 1809 nucleotides long. RefSeq lists its product as hypothetical. The coding region runs from base 1 to 1809 and encodes 602 amino acids. The transcript has 3 exons. Lineage: Eukaryota; Oomycota; Peronosporomycetes; Peronosporales; Peronosporaceae. Gene Ontology annotation, molecular function: DNA binding. The record is from RefSeq and is a predicted model, not a curated record. Gene Ontology annotation, biological process: DNA recombination; DNA integration.